UCUUAAUUUGGCCUAAAGUAAAUCCAUUCGUUACCCAUAAUCUAAUUUUUUUUUGUUAAUACGAAACAUGGUUAACUUCUCUUAAAUCAAAUCUGGAUCUUUUAGUCUUGUCAAAAUCUUGCUAUUGAAUCUUCGAGCCAUGUCGGAUCUUGCUAAAGACGCAUGGCGAAAGUAUCUGAUUCAGCUUCAAGCUCAUCCUUUACGAACCAAGGCGAUCACUGCAGGGGUUUUAGCUGGAUGUAGUGAUGCUAUAGCUCAGAAGAUCUCUGGAGUUAAACGGAUUCAGUUCCGGAGAUUGCUUCUCCUUAUGUUGUAUGGCUUUGCUUAUGGAGGACCAUUUGGUCACUUUUUCCACAAAUUGAUGGAUACCAUUUUCAAAGGGAAGAAGGGUAAUUCAACUGUUGCCAAAAAGGUUUUGUUGGAGCAACUUACAUCAUCUCCUUGGAACAAUUUUCUUUUCAUGUCUUACUAUGGUUUAGUAGUUGAAGGAAGGCCAUGGAAGCUAGUGAAGCACAAACUUGGAAAAGAUUACCCUACUAUCCAGUUAACCGCAUGGAAGUUCUGGCCUAUCGUGGGAUGGGUUAAUUAUCAGUAUGUGCCUCUCCAAUUCCGUGUUUUGUUCAGCAGCUUCGUCGCCUCUUGCUGGAGCAUAUUUCUGAACUUGAAAGCGCGAUCUCCGGUGAUCAAAAACGCGUAGAGAACUCUAUAUGGAGGAAACAAGAAUGGAUCUCUUUUGUUUUUCUUGAAAUGUACAAAAGUUUCAAGAAUUGAAUCUCAAGUAAAAUCUGAGAGAUGUGAUGAUUAUUGAAUAGAUCAAACUCUGUAACUGUUUUGUUGUUUCACAGAAACAUUGCAGUCUCUCACAAUUACGAACACUUUAGCAAAAAUGUUUGCUGUAAAAAUAGUUAGAUAAAUACAUAAUUUUCUCUAAAAUUUAGA
Messenger RNA from Arabidopsis thaliana (thale cress), 939 nucleotides. Its product is annotated as Peroxisomal membrane 22 kDa (Mpv17/PMP22) family protein. Lineage: Eukaryota; Viridiplantae; Streptophyta; Magnoliopsida; Brassicales; Brassicaceae. The transcript is spliced from 7 exons. The record is from RefSeq and is marked reviewed. Gene Ontology annotation, cellular component: membrane; cytoplasm. Bases 140 to 697 code for a protein of 185 amino acids.